GGAACAUUAUAUGCAGACCCUUCUAUUCUUUACUAAAGUCUGUAUUUUUCCUGUUCCCUCCAAACAUGCCUCAUUGGAUUCUUAAAAGAUUCGGGUUUCGGAGAAGAAAAACCUCAAACCUCGCCCAGGGUCUUCCUUGACUUGACACAUUUUAAAACUGCAAGAGAGCAGUCUUUCCUUUGAUGAGGCAAAGACCCCAGCAAUGAAAGAGCAAGUGUGAGUUUGCAAACACCCUAAAAGCUUCUUCCAUUAGGCCUGGCCGUGGGAAACCACAAGGGACAGUCAAGUGAUUUUCAAGGAGAAAGCCUCUGGACCGCUUUCCCUCCACGGCAGGUUCCUGGGAGGAGCUCUUCACAAAUCCGAAAGAUUGCUAGGCUCUUGGCUAACGACUCAUCUCUUGGAGACCUAGAGUGGUGGAUUACAGGCAUUGAAAAGCUUUUGGUGGCUUUGGAAGAUGACUGUGUUUGGUGUGAGCUCACCUUUCCAGGCUGGGGGGCCAGGCAGAGGAACCCCCUUUGUUACCUUUUGAAAUAAGAUCAGCGGGAACACGGGGUUUGAAGUGUGGAUUAGGAGGUCCUACAUCUUUGCCUGGCACCUCCGCCUGAACCUUCAUAAAACUUCAGGAAUCAUGCAACGUUUCCUUGAAGCCUGUCCAGGAACCUAACUUCUGGACCCAGAAACGUCUCCAAAGACAGACCCGCCGAGCCAGGCAGUCUGGAUGCUCCAGCACUUCUGCUUCGAAGAUUCUGUUUCGUCUUCUUCUAUUGAGAGAUUGACCUCUUGGGUGAUUUGUGUGCUUUCGGGCGAAUGAUGGAGGCACGUAAACCGGCGGGACUGCUGGCCUUGCCCUACUCGCUGCACGCCGCGCCCCUGGGCGUGCCGGAGACCCUGCCCGGACUCCCGCGGAGGGACCCGCUCAGGGUCGCCCUGCAUCUGGACUCGGUGUGCUGGGAGUGGGCGCGCGGCGGCUGUGCCCGGAGACGGCAGUACCUGCCCCCGCCGCUGGACGGCGCCUUCGAGCCCGCCUUCCUUCGCAGGCGCAAUGAGCGCGAGCGGCAGCGGGUGCGCUGCGUGAACGAGGGCUACGCGCGCCUCCGAGACCACCUGCCCCGGGAGCUGGCGGACAAGCGCCUCAGCAAAGUGGAGACGCUCCGCGCCGCCAUCAGCUACAUCAAGCACCUGCAGGAGCUGCUGGAGCGCCAGGCCCGGGGGCCCGAGGGCGCGGCCGGUGCCGCCCCCCAGCGCAGGGCGGAAUGCAACAGCGACGGCGAGUCCAAGGCCUCCUCGGCGCCUUCGCCCAGCAGCGAGCCCGAGGAGGGGGGCAGCUAGCCAGCGCCCGGGCCGGCCGGGACCCCGGGACCCCCGCGCCCGCCGCACGGCUCUCAGCCUGCAGUCCUACCCGAAGCUGGUUUGCAUUCUUAAUCUGGUAUCUUCUCCAGGCCUAAAUCUUAGGAAGAAGAAAUGGGUGCUGGGGCGUGCAGGGGGGAGGGAGCUGUUUUGACAUUUGGGAAUUUCUCCCCUGCCCUUAUUUGUUAAGUGCCUGAAAUUUACAGGUGGGUGCGUAUUAAGGAAACUCUUCCAUACCUCUAAAAUGCCUCUUUGUAAAUACGAUUAUUCUAAAAACUCAAAGGGCGAGAAUAACUGGAAUUUCCUACCAUCGGUGGUGUGGGUAAAUUGUAUACACAAAUAUUAAACCUUAACCAAAGAAGAGCUUUACCGCCACUAAAACAAAAACAACCCCGAACAGCCAAAGUCAGUUUUUAGAAUGACAGCAACAUUUUCUUGCAUUCCUUCCUUUGGGAAUUAUAUUAGAAAUUUAAUUGAAAAAAAUUUUCAACCUCCUGCUUUGGGUGAAGGAGACGGUAAGCUGAUACCUGAGAACUCAUUUGCCAGCGCGUGCUGUUGACUGUGUGAAUCCUGGUGCCAGGGAAGCCAUGGCUUGAUACACACUGUUUCAUCCAGUGGCCGCAUGGAAGCUUUGUAGCAUUGAGCAGAUGAUAACAUAUCUCAGAACUAGUGAUCUUUUUGGAAUAGAGCCCAGAUUUAUAUGAAAACUUGUUUUUCCUCUCAAUUGUUUUGUCCACUGUUUUUUUCAUUUUCCUUUUCUCUGCAUUUCCCCCACCCCACCCCUUGUGGCUCUCCAUCUAAGUUUUGGAUAAACUAAAGUGGCACUGUGACUUUAAAAAUAAACAGGAAAUCUA
Molecule: messenger RNA, 2201 nt
Organism: Saimiri boliviensis boliviensis (Bolivian squirrel monkey)
Lineage: Eukaryota; Metazoa; Chordata; Mammalia; Primates; Cebidae
Gene: ASCL4
Product: achaete-scute family bHLH transcription factor 4
Biological process (GO): developmental process; regulation of transcription by RNA polymerase II
Molecular function (GO): RNA polymerase II transcription regulatory region sequence-specific DNA binding; DNA-binding transcription factor activity, RNA polymerase II-specific; protein dimerization activity
Source: RefSeq, a predicted model, not a curated record